GUGACGACCGAAAAUCCCAGGCAGUACGAGCAAAGAUGGUGGAUGUCCUCUAGCUAGCUAAUAUUAGCCCAGUCGUAGUCACAGCCACUGUCUAACGUUUGUCAUUCAAUGUAACUCAAAAUGUCUGUUGCUUUUGUACCGAAAAGACAUAGAGGAAAAGCUCAGAUCAACCAAGAAACCAUCCAAAGAUUACUGGACGAAAAUGACCAGCUCGUAAGGUGCAUCACAGAGUACAUGCAAAAAGGACGCGCAAUGGAAUGUGUACAAUAUCAACAGAUCUUGCACCGCAACAUUGUUUACCUGGGAACCAUAGCAGACGCCAGCCAAACUUGGCUCCAACCACAAACAUCCCCACCAAUGGAGAGGAACCAACAUUGACAGCUCAGAAUGGACAUAAAGCCAUCAUACAUAGGCAAUUUCCUCUGAAUUGAUUCACAGCUAUCAUUUUAUUGAAAAUAAAUGUUGCUAUUUUUUUCCUGA
Messenger RNA from Oncorhynchus tshawytscha (Chinook salmon), 480 nucleotides. RefSeq names its product ss18, like 2 (gene ss18l2). Gene Ontology annotation, molecular function: transcription coactivator activity. The coding region runs from base 121 to 378 and encodes 85 amino acids. NCBI's taxonomy places the organism in Eukaryota, Metazoa, Chordata, Actinopteri, Salmoniformes, Salmonidae. Gene Ontology annotation, cellular component: nucleus. The record is from RefSeq and is a predicted model, not a curated record. Gene Ontology annotation, biological process: positive regulation of transcription by RNA polymerase II. The transcript is spliced from 4 exons.